AUGUUUGCCGCUCGUCAAGCCAUUGGUACUAUUCAGCGCAGAGCCUUCUCGGCUUCUGCCCGCGACGUACGUCAAGUCAGGUUAAUUGUCUGGUUCAAAGCUGAUCCAGUCUCGCGCAGGCCUNNCAAGGUCGCCGUCCUCGGUGCCGGCGGUGGUAUCGGCCAGCCUCUGUCGCUUCUCUUGAAGCUCAACCCCAGAGUCACUGAGCUUGCCCUCUACGAUGUCCGUGGUGCUCCCGACUCGAGCGCUUACGGUUACGAGCAGGCCGACGUCGCCGAGGCCNNCCUCAAGAACUCCGAGAUUGUCCUCAUCCCCGCUGGUGUCCCCCGCAAGCCUGGCAUGACCCGUGAUGGUAUGACCUGA
Aureobasidium vineae is the source of this 363-nucleotide messenger RNA. The record is from the annotation of a GenBank genome assembly. Lineage: Eukaryota; Fungi; Ascomycota; Dothideomycetes; Dothideales; Saccotheciaceae.